AUGAAGAUAGUUCAUUCCAUCUAUAAUGAUGGUUUAUUUCGUUUAAUAAUAAUAACAUCACUUGUAUGUGGUCUUGAAUUUUGUACAUCAGCUGCAUUCUCAUACAUUCCUCCAUUGCUUUUAAAAGCUGGUGUAUCAGACUCACUUACAACAUGGUUGAUGGGUUGUGGUCCACUUAUGGGUUUUAUACUUUGUCCAGUUGUUGGACAUGCAAGUGAUCGAUGUCGAUCACGUUUCGGUCGACGACGUCCAUUUAUUCUUGGAUUUUGUAUAACAAUAAUAUUCUGUUUAAUACUUAUGCCACAAAGUGAAUCAAUAGGACAAUUAUUAGAUUCUCCAAAAUUGGGUUUGAUAUUAUUAAUAAUAACAUGUGUACUAUUUGAUUUUGCAUCACAAGCAUGUUUUAAUCCAUGUGAAAGUUUAAUAUAUGACACAUGCAAAUCAACUCCACAGGAAGCAUCCUGUUUUUUUGUUUAUUCUUUUAUGACAUCAUUUGGUGGGUGCUUAGGAUAUUUGAUAACUGCUUAUGAUUGGUCUCAAUCUUGGUUAGCUUAUUAUAUACACGGACAAGAAAAGAUAACAUUUAUUGUAAUAUUAACAUUUUUUACACUUACACUUUGUUGUACACUGAUGACAGCUAACGAAAAAUCUUUUACUGAUGCUACUAUCGACGAACAGUUACUAAUAGGUAAUGAACAACAACAUUUAACGUCAACGUCCUCAUUAGAUAUGACGAUAUGGUGUAAAAAUAUUGAUUUUCUGUUAUUUAAAGUAAUUAUACGAAUCGUAAAUGUUUUCGUACAAUUAAUUAUUUAUCUUAUUUUAACUAUUGUCAGUUCGAUAAGAACGAUUAUAACAAUGCCAUUUGUAUUACGACGAUUAGCGUUAGCUGAUUGUCUAUCAUGGUCAGCAAUAAUGACAUUUAAUUUAUUUUUUACAGAUUACGUUGGUCAAACAGUCUAUGGUGGAGAUCCAAGCUCACCAGAAUUCUCAGAUGAACGUCAAUUAUAUGAUGCUGGUGUUCGUGCAGGAUCGUUUGGAUUGUUAUUUCAUUGUAUUGUCGGUGCCGUUUAUGCCCCUAUUUUAAAACCGUUAAUUUAUUAUUUCGGUAUUCGUUUAACAUUCUCAUUUGGAAUGUUUGUGUUCGUUAUAUCAAUGUUCGUUAUGUAUAUGUCCAGAAAUAUAAUUAUUGUUAAUGCAAUGGCAUCGUUAUCCGGAUUAGGAAUGGCAUCAUUGACAUCAAUACCAUAUACUCUCGUGAUGUUAUAUCAUUCUAACAGAGAGGUAUUUUUUGCAGAUAGUAUAACAAUUCAAAAUCGUGGAAUUGGAACAGUAUUGGGUAUUAUUGAUAGCACCUAUUUUGCAUCUCAAAUAAUUUCAUCUGUUUUAAUGGGUUAUAUCAUGCUCAUUUUUAAAUCAACAUUAUCCUAUAUUGUGACUAGUUUCUUCUUAGGAAUCUUUUCGAUCUAUUUUAUUAAUCGAAUCGUUAUUAAACCACCAAGUGGAACAAAAAAUUUAAUAUCACCAAUUUACAUUCGAUCUUAA
This is a messenger RNA of Didymodactylos carnosus, 1545 nucleotides long. The record is from the annotation of a GenBank genome assembly. NCBI's taxonomy places the organism in Eukaryota, Metazoa, Rotifera, Eurotatoria, Philodinida, Philodinidae.